Fusarium poae is the source of this 1194-nucleotide messenger RNA. RefSeq lists its product as uncharacterized. Lineage: Eukaryota; Fungi; Ascomycota; Sordariomycetes; Hypocreales; Nectriaceae. Gene Ontology annotation, biological process: fatty acid biosynthetic process. Gene Ontology annotation, cellular component: mitochondrion. Bases 1 to 1194 code for a protein of 397 amino acids. The record is from RefSeq and is a predicted model, not a curated record. The transcript has 2 exons. Gene Ontology annotation, molecular function: [acyl-carrier-protein] S-malonyltransferase activity.
AUGGGUCGACCGUCACUACAAACUUCAUCGCAAAGACAAUAUCUACUACAGCAGCAAAGAUGGCGAUCUACGCAUCGAGGCGGCACAAGAACGGCACUCUUCUUCCCGGGUCAAGGUGUUCAGCGGGUUGGCAUGAUGACUCCGUGGCUCGAGGCCUUCCCUUCGACGGCAUCGCAGCUACGAGACGAAAUUGACGAAUACAUGGGUUACAAGCUCUCCGACGUUAUUCAAAAUGGGCCUUCGAAGCUGCUUACUGAAACACCCAAUGCGCAACCUGCCAUCAUGGCUACCUCCAUAUUCAUCUUGCGCAUUCUUGAGCGUGAAUUUGGCUUCAAAGUCACCGACCACUUCGAUGUUACACUAGGCCACUCGCUUGGCGAGUUCGCCGCGGUCGUAGCUGGCGGGUACAUCUCCUUCCAGGACAGUUUAAAUCUGGUGCGCAAACGGGCAGAGGCCAUGACAGAAGCUACACGACAUGCAAUCGAAAAGUACGGCGGAGAAUAUGGUAUGGUCGCCGUUAUAUCUCACCCAGAGCACAUGGAAAGACUUGUCGAGGCUAUACGGGAGUUUGUUGGGAUUUCCGCCGAGGACCUAGCAGAUCUGCCGCCCAUUGAGCAGGUGUUGAUCGCCAACAUAAAUAGCAAGAACCAGAUCGUGCUGAGUGGCAAUAUCGAACGGAUAAAGACACUCAUUGCCCAUGUCCGCCAAUUUCUCGGCUACGACCCGCGCGCCGUUCGUCUCAAGGCCGAUAGUCCUUUUCACAGUCCCAUCAUGAAGCCCGCCGUUACUGUGAUGCGCCAACUACUUGAAGAACCCAGCAAAGUCAAAGGUCGUGAAAACGAGGACAUUGUGACAUUCCCCGGGCUCUUACCGAUUAUCAGUAAUGUGUCUGCAAGGCCAGUUUGCUGCAAGAAUGAGCUCAAAGAUUUGCUGGCCCGUGGCUGUCUAGAUACAGUUCGAUGGUGGGACAGCAUCAAGUACUUGGAUCAAGAGGCCCGUAUACGACGAUGGGUGGGCGUCGGACCGGGCAAGGUCGGUCGCAACCUCGUAGGCAAAGAGGUCGGUAUGCGCGGCAAAGAUCUAGUAAAGGGUGGAGGGGUGUGGGCCAUCACAGAUCCAUCAGAGGUUGAAGAGGUUCUAAGAGGACUGGAAGAUACCGCUGGUCUCAUGGAAGAUGACGAAUAUUCAGAGUGA